CAUAACCACGCCGUCCACAACGCCAUUGCAACAAUGGCACCCAAGCUCCAAGCGUUAGCCAUGCAAUGGCAGCGCGCCCUCGCCAAGCCAAUCGUGGCAACCCCGACACAGUUCCUCCUCCCCCAACUGCAGCAACAAACCAGGAACGCCCACAUCCUCGCCUCGCUCUCCGAUAACCCCGGCGCCUACAACAAGAAGAUCCGUCGCGGUCGUGGUCCCGCUUCGGGGAAGGGAAAGACGUCUGGUCGUGGUCAUAAGGGUCAGGGUCAGCAUGGAAAGGUCCCUGCGGGUUUCAACGGUGGUCAGACGCCGGAGAUUAUUGUGCAUGGUGAGAGGGGGUGGAAUAAUGUUUUCGCCCUCGACCUCGCAACCGUCAACCUAGACCGCAUCCAAUCCUGGAUCGACCAAGGCCGCAUCGACCCAACCCGCCCGAUCACCAUCCGCGAGCUCGCUCAAUCCCGCUGCAUCCACCAGACCAAAGAAGGCGUGAAGCUCCUCGGCCGCUCCGCCGACGCCGACACCCCCACCGACGCCUCCGCCGAGACCCAGGCCGCCACCGGCAGCAGCAGCGCCCUGAAGCAGCCCAUCCACAUCGUGGUAUCGCGCGCCUCGGCGUCCGCCAUCGCAGCCGUCGAAUCCGCCGGCGGCUCCGUGACCGCCCGCUUCUACACGCGCUCCGCCAUCGCGCGCAUCAUGAAGCGCGAGAUGCACCCGUUCGUGUCGACGGCGUGGACCACCGAGAGCGGCAGCGACGAGCUGCACCGCGCGGACGGCAUCCUCGACGGCCAGACAACCGAAGUGGCUGUUAUGAGCCAGAUGGGUUUCAAGUACCGUCUGCCGGACCCGACUAAGCGUCGCGAUAUCGAGUACUACCGUGACCCUGCCCACCGCGGGUAUCUCAGCCAUCUGCUGAAGCCGAUGGAGGGUCCCAGUUUGUUCUUCCGCAGCCCGGUUGAGAGGAAGUCGGCUGCUGGUACGAGGAAGGAGAAGGUGUUGCCUGAGAACAGACUUUGGUAAGGGUAGUUUGGUGCCUGACUGUUUGGUGUUAGCGCUUUUCUAUCUGUGUAUUUUGGUAGGGUUUGGUUGAUGUCUUCCUUUUUUCUUUGUUAUAUUGGAUCCUUGUAUAAAUAUCAUUUCUAGAUCUUCAUGGAAUACGCUUUG
Messenger RNA from Aspergillus campestris IBT 28561, 1161 nucleotides. RefSeq names its product mitochondrial 54S ribosomal protein uL15m. Gene Ontology annotation, molecular function: structural constituent of ribosome. Gene Ontology annotation, biological process: translation. Lineage: Eukaryota; Fungi; Ascomycota; Eurotiomycetes; Eurotiales; Aspergillaceae. Bases 34 to 1017 code for a protein of 327 amino acids. The transcript has 2 exons. Gene Ontology annotation, cellular component: mitochondrial large ribosomal subunit. The record is from RefSeq and is a predicted model, not a curated record.